This is a messenger RNA of Musa acuminata subsp. malaccensis (wild Malaysian banana), 2187 nucleotides long. RefSeq names its product protein NUCLEAR FUSION DEFECTIVE 4. The record is from RefSeq and is a predicted model, not a curated record. Gene Ontology annotation, cellular component: membrane. Lineage: Eukaryota; Viridiplantae; Streptophyta; Magnoliopsida; Zingiberales; Musaceae.
AAACAUUGUUAAUAAUAGCCGAUGGAUGAAACGUUGGUUCUUCCUCGAGUUCUUCAGUAUUUUUAGGUUGGAAGGGUAAGUGGAAGGGCGAAGGGAAGCCGGUUUGUUAGACUGCAACACCAUGACAUCAGACCGGAAGAAGCUCCUCCGUUUAAAUCAACGAGCUCCGGGGAAUGAUGGCUACAUUGAUCUCCUGGUUGGUUAGUUUUCUUGGCUUCCCUUCCUUCGACGGCCCAAAUUCCCCGUCGAUUCCCGACCGAUCGGAGACCGCCACCGCUCGUGAAGGACGAAAACGGAUUCCGGCGGGAGCGAUGGAGGAUGGGGCGAUGAUGGGGCGGCAGACGCGGAAGUGGAUGGUAUUGAUGGCGACGGUGUGGAUCCAGGCGUUCACGGGAACCAACUUCGACUUUUCGGCUUAUUCGUCGGAUUUGAAGGCGGCCAUGGGGAUAUCGCAGGUGCAGCUUAACUACCUGGCCACCGCCUCCGACCUCGGCAAGGCUCUCGGCUGGUCCUCGGGCCUCGCCCUCCUCUACCUCCCGCUCCCUUUCGUCCUCCUCCUCGCUGCCGCCGUCGGCUUCGGCGCGUACGGCGCCCAGUGGCUCCUCAUCACCAAUCGCAUCUCCCUCCCCUACUUCCCGGUAUUCCUCUUGUGCCUGCUUGCAGGAUGCAGCAUCUGCUGGUUCAACACAGUCUGCUUCGUGUUGUGCGUUCGCAAUUUCCCUGUCAACCGCUCUCUGGCUCUCUCCCUCACCACCAGCUUCAAUGGCGUCAGCGCUUCCCUCUACACCCUCGUUGUCAAUGCCGUCGGUGGCUCUUGCUCUGUCUACCUCUUGCUCAACGCCACUCUUCCCCUUCUCGUCUCCACCAUCGCCCUCCUCCCUAUCGUCCGCCAACCUCCCACCCAUCUGCUCCUUUUGGCUCCUGCGGACUCCGCUCGUCAUGACUCAUACAUCUUCCUUCUCCUCAACAUCCUUGCCUUCAUCACCGGCUUCUAUCUCCUCUUCCUCAACUCCAUCUCCUCCGUGUCGUCUACUGCCCGCCUGCUCCUUGUCGGUGCCGUUCUGCUCCUGCUACUCCCGCUCUGCGUCCCCGGCGUGAUUUGCGCUCGUGAUUGGGCUCGCCGAACCAUAUUCUCUAGCUCUCUUUUCAGUUUCAUUGGUGUCGAAGACCUCGAACUCCAAAAGCAGCUCGUCCAAAGGAGCGAGGACGACAUAGACGUCAGCGUCAACAAUGGUGACGCCUUCAACGUCAACGAUGGUAACGACGACUGCUCGCAUGGAGAAGACGGGCGACGGUCUUGUUGGUGGUGGUGGUGUUGGUGCUGUGACCGGCUGGCGGCGCUCGGUGAUGAGCACACCGCCACGAGGCUUGUAUCCCGCAUUGAUUUCUGGUUAUACUACGUGUCCUACUUCUGCGCCGCCACGGUAGGGUUGGUCUACAGCAAUAACCUGGGUCAGAUCGCGCAGUCGAUGGGAAGGCAAUCGCAGACCACGAUGCUCGUCACGGUCUACUCAUCUUGUUCAUUCUUCGGUCGCCUGGUCUCCGCGGCCCCCGACUUCCUUCGCGGGAAGAUCAACUUCGCAAGGACGGGGUGGCUGGCGGCGGCUGUGGUGCCGAUGCCGCUUGCGUUCUUUCUGCUGGCGGAGGUGGGCGACACGCAUGCUUUGCUGGCCGGCACAGCUCUCAUCGCGCUCAGCUCCGGUUUCAUCUUCGCCGCUGCCGUAUGCAUUACUUCGGAGCUCUUCGGGCCCAACAGUCUGGGCGUCAACCACAACAUCCUCAUCACCAACAUCCCCUUGGGAUCUCUCCUCUACGGCCUGCUUGCCGCCUUGAUAUAUGAUGCCAAUGGCAAGUCUAUGGUCCCACUGGUACUCGGUGACGGAAUGGUGCUUUGCAUGGGGAGGAAAUGCUACUCCAAGACGUUCUUGUGGUGGGCGUGCAUUACAUUGGUCGGUCUCGCGUCGAGCUUCGCGCUGUACUUGAGGACGAGGGCGAUCUACGUGCAGCCGGCGCGAAGGCCGGCAGCGGAGGAAGGAGCUCAGAGCGAGGCUCAGGAUUAGCUCACAGAAUGUUGAUUACAGUCUGGGGAUCAAUCAGGUCGAAGUUUUGAUGCUAGAAAAGUUUACUUGGCAAAAUACGACGGUAGUUUUGUACUUAGGAAUACGAGAUAGAAAUUAAAAUCUUAUA